Molecule: messenger RNA, 912 nt
Organism: Helianthus annuus (common sunflower)
Lineage: Eukaryota; Viridiplantae; Streptophyta; Magnoliopsida; Asterales; Asteraceae
Exons: 1
Coding region: 1-912 (303 amino acids)
Source: RefSeq, a predicted model, not a curated record
AUGACAAAAAAAAGUAGCACUUGGUUCAAGAUUCAUCAAAUAUAUAGGGCUCUUAGAUGCAGAGUUGGAACCGGCGAAAAAACAUUUUUUUGGCUGGAUUCAUGGGCGACUGACAGGCCUUUGAAGGAGGAAUUUCCGUUGAUAUUUGGUCUGGCAAAAAACAAGAUGAACAAGGUAAGCCAUAAUUAUAAGAAGAAUCAGAAUGGGGUUUUUUGGGAUUGGCAGUGGUGUAGGUUGCCGAACAAUGACAGUGAGAAGAAUGAGUGGAUAGCUCUAAAAGAUUUACUCGUGAAUCAACCAGUGGGCCGUAAUGAAGACGUGUGGAGGUGGAAGGAAAAUAACGUGCUGGGUUUCUCGGUAAAGGAUGUAAGAAAGGAUUUGUCAGGAAUCAUCGACGUAAACAUGGUCCCAACCGAUUACGAAUGGAGCAAAAUCGCUACUUCCAAAGUAAACUUAUUUGUGCUACGGGCUGUGGAGGAGAGGAUACCGACGAUGGUAUCAUUAAGAAAAAGGGGUGUACAGCUUGGAUCGGAUCUGUGCAAGGUGUGUGGUAUAGAGCCGGAAACGGCCGAUCACAUUGGUAUCCAUUGUCCAGCUGCGAAAGAAGUGUGGUUGCAGAUAUGGCUAUGGAUUAAAAUACCUCUUCGGGAUCACCGAGAAAAGAUAACAACAAGACUUUCCGAAAAAGCAGAAUGGCCCAAGAAAAAGAUGAAAAUAAUAUACGCGAUACAUCUGGCAACUGUUUGGCAGCUCUGGAAAAACAGGAACAAUAAAAUUUAUAACAAUAAGUUUACGGACCCAUUCAAGAUUGUGGAAGAAAUCAAAGAAGAGACGUAUGACUGGGUAAGAACUAGGGCAAAGCUCUCGGAGAUAACAUGGAGUGAUUGGAAGAACUUCAUCUUUAUGGAGUAA